AUGGCUAAACCCCAUCGCCUCAUUCUCCUUCUUCUCAUCCUCUUCGUUACUCUUCAAUCUUCUCCCACAUUCGUUUCUGCUUCACCCUCAAAUCACAUCUACAACGUUGGACAAAAUGUCCCAUUUUUCGUCAACAAACUAGGACCCUUCAACAAUCCAAGUGAAACAUAUCAAUACUAUCAAUUACCAUUCUGCAAACCAGACCCAAUAGUGGAAAAGAAAGAAUCCCUUGGUGAAGUUCUCAAUGGUGAUCGUUUGACAAAUGGGUUGUAUGAGUUCAAGUUCAGGGAAGACAAGAUUGAUGAAACAUUGUGUAAACAGAAGCUUACAGUUGAUGAAAUUGGAACCUUCAAGCAAGCUAUAAACAAUGAAUUUUACUUUCAGUUUUAUUUGGAUGAUCUUCCAUUUUGGGGGUUCAUUGGGAAGCUUGAAGAUGAAAGCUUCAGUCAUGAUGGGGGAGGAUUAAAAUAUUACCUUUUUACACAUGUUCAAUUUGAUGUUCUUUAUAAUGGGAACGGGGUCGUAGAAGUGAAAGCGUUCGGUGAUCCGAAUCGAGCUGUAGAUAUAACCAAAGAUGUUGAAAUUGAUAAUGUUAAGUUCAGUUAUUCGGUUAUCUGGAAUAACACCGAACUACAUUUUGAGAAUAGGAUGGAGAGAUACUCGAGAGCUUCGUUGCUGCCUUUGUAUCGUCAAGUUCAUUGGUUCUCUUUCGUUAACUCAAUUGUCAUCAUUUUGCUUUUGGUUGGUUUGCUUGCCCUGAUUUAUUCAAGACACUUGAAGAGUGAUAUGAAAAAGUAUUCUAGUGCAAAUGAAGAAGAUAGGGAGGUUGGUUGGAAGUCGAUUCAUGGCGAUGUAUUCAAACAUCCUCCAAACUCGUCCUUGUUGUUUGCUGUCGUGGGAACGGGUACCCAAUUGCUAAUCUUGCUUUGUGUCAUACUGUUCCUAGCAUUUAUCGGUACCCUCUAUCCAUACAAUCGUGGCGGACUCUCAAAUUGUCUUGUCUUUAUAUUCACUCUUUCAUCUGUUUUUGCUGGUUACUCGACAGCAUCCUUCCAUGGCCAAUUUGCUGAAGAUGGAUGGGAGAGGAGUGUUGGUCUAGCAGGAAUUCUUUACAUUGGACCAGUGUUUGUUACGUUCUCUAUCCUCAACGUUAUUGCAAUAUCUUACAGGGUUACAGCGAGACUCCCAUUGGGCUCCAUUAUUGUGAUUCUUUGUUUAUUCGCAUUUGUUGCAAUCCCAUUGCUUGCAUUUGGAGGAGUGAUUGGAUACCGUUUAAGGUCUAAGUUUCAGGUCCCCUCUGCUACAAAGAGAUAUUCUAAAGAGAUUCAACCGCUUCCUUGGUACAGGAGAACACCGUUUCAAAUGUUUAUUGGAGGUUUUGUGCCGUUUAGUGCAAUUGUCCUGCAAUUACAUCAGGUAUACGCUAGUAUGUGGGGAUACAAAAUAUUCACUCUUCCUGGUAUUUUGGUUGUCACACUCAUCACUGUCGUUGUGAUUAUUGCGCUCGUAAAUAUUGGCUUGACGUACAUUCAACUAUCCGAGGAAGACCAUCAUUGGUGGUGGAGAUCUGUGCUGUGUGGUGGUUCACCAGCCAUUUUCAUGUUCGCAUAUUGUAUCUACUUCUAUGCAAGAUCAAGAAUGAGUGGUUUCUUACAACUAUCUAUCUUCAUUGGCUACAAUGCAUGCAUAUGCUAUGCUUUCUUCUUGAUAUUUGGUGCCAUCAGUUUCCGAGUUUCUUUGCUAUUUGUUCGCCAUAUAUACCAUAAUGUUAAAAGGGAGUGA
This is a messenger RNA of Vicia faba (fava bean), 1782 nucleotides long. Lineage: Eukaryota; Viridiplantae; Streptophyta; Magnoliopsida; Fabales; Fabaceae. The record is from the annotation of a GenBank genome assembly.